AGAUUUCUUGGCGCUAGUUACAUGUGCCAACUUGUAUCGAUCAGUGGUAGUGUCACAAAUAAUAUCAGAUAAUAUGGAAUCCUGCAUGACACACGGCGAUAAUUCAAUGUUAUCUUUUCAAUUUUGUCAAAACUUUAUAAUGUUGAAUUGACUGGAAUUGACACUUGUGUAUUGCUAGAAAAAAUUGCACUUAUACAUCGUUUAAUAUGAUUAUGCUUUUGAGAAAAAUCUAAAUGUAAAUAACGUGUAACUAAGGCUUAUAUUCAACGAUUUUGAAGGUUAGAAGUGGUGGUUCCUUUUAUGCAGAAUCGUACUAGAAAAUUCAGAAAAAAUGUAUUUUAAUUUUUGUCAACGGUUGACACGGACUUGCACCAGACAGAUAUACACUAGUGUGUCACAAAAUUUAAUGAAAUCACACUCUGACAACUUGGUCGAAAAGAAAUUGCGCUCUACAGCCUUAUAUUGGACUGGACUCGGAGUUCUAGUAGUUGGAUUGAGUUAUUCUGCAGUACCUUUGUACAGAAUGUUCUGCCAGGCAUACAGUUAUGGUGGAACAAUAAAAACUGGUCAUGAUACUAGCAAAGUUAGCACAAUGUCACCUGUCAAAAAUAGGAAAAUUAAAAUUAAAUUUACUGCAGAUAUUGCAGCGUCAAUGCAGUGGCAUUUUAAACCGCAGCAAAUGGAGAUCACAGUUGUUCCUGGAGAAACAGCUUUAGCAUUCUACACAGCCACAAAUCCAACAGAUACACAAAUUAUAGGAAUAUCUACUUAUAAUGUUGUACCUUUUGAAGUAGGACAAUAUUUCAACAAAAUACAAUGCUUUUGUUUCGAAGAGCAAAUGCUUAAUCCUCAUGAACAGGUUGAUAUGCCAGUGUUCUUUUACAUUGAUCCAGAAUUUGCAGAGGAUCCAAAAAUGGAAUUUACUGAUGAAAUAAUUCUCUCUUAUACAUUUUUUGAAGCUAAACCAGGAUUUGAACUGCCUGUGCCGAGUUAUGUCAAAAGUCACUUGACAAAGUGAAACCUUCUCUGUGGUAAAGACACUCCUCGGCGAUAUGUAAAGGCCCUUCAAUGUCUCGUAUCGCCUUUUCCAAAACACAUCGACAAUCCUGAAGUCUCUCGAUCUCAUGAAGCAUCCUCUCCAGCUCCGACGACACCUCAUUACGCCAAAA
Molecule: messenger RNA, 1169 nt
Organism: Odontomachus brunneus
Lineage: Eukaryota; Metazoa; Arthropoda; Insecta; Hymenoptera; Formicidae
Gene: Cox11
Product: cytochrome c oxidase assembly protein COX11, mitochondrial
Exons: 4
Coding region: 332-1018 (228 amino acids)
Cellular component (GO): mitochondrial inner membrane
Molecular function (GO): copper ion binding
Source: RefSeq, a predicted model, not a curated record